Messenger RNA from Dovyalis caffra, 4026 nucleotides. The record is from the annotation of a GenBank genome assembly. NCBI's taxonomy places the organism in Eukaryota, Viridiplantae, Streptophyta, Magnoliopsida, Malpighiales, Salicaceae.
AUGAUAAUGGCGGACGGGAGCUCGGGGAGUGUUAUUCCAGGUGGCGAAAUCAUGGCCGUUGGUGAGGGUAAUAGCGGCGAUGGAGAGGAGGAGGAUUUGUCCAUAGAUAUCGAUAUGAUUUAUACAAUUCUUGAAGAAGAGCCUCCGCGUGCUUCUCCGAGUAGUAGAGGAGAUUUUUCAGACGAGAAUUUGCAAGUUGAGCCACUGCUGGAAGCUGGAAAUAGCCGAAACUGGCCGCAUCAAAGUGGGUCUCAGAUGAUAGAGGGGACAGAUGGGUUUGGUGGAGAAUCAAUUGAUUACACUGGGAAAGAAAUGAGCUCUUCUAUGCAUGCUUGCUCCAGAAGUAUUGGAGAGUUUUGUUUACCGUUUCAAGAGGAUCAGGGAACAAUGAGGGUACGAGUGUCGCAAUCAGAGACAGUGAGUUGCAGUACUGCAUCUACUACUUUUGCUGAUGGAGUGUCUAGCUGUGUUGCAGAUCAUGCAGAUGAUGCUUCACAUGGUCCUUGGAUGGACGGUUCAAAUGAGAAGUUUGGAUCCUGUGAUGCUUUAGUUAUUAAUAGCUUAGGAAAUCUAGAAUCUGAAAAUGAUAUUCAUAGAUCCUUGGACAUGCCCUUGAUGGAUACAAAUGUUUUUUCACAUGAUAUGGUUUCUACUAAUUCUGCUUACUGGCACCGUCCUGAUUUUAACAGCGAAUUUAAUGAUCAUUUUUCAGCAAUGCAAUGUGGUGUGAAUGGAUAUGAUGCACAUUAUACUGAUUCUCCACGUUUUGAUUUUUCUGUUGGUGUUAAUUUUGGAUUAUUGCCCAUUAAUCAAGAAAUUAAUGGAUUUCAACCUGAGAAUGCAUGCUCUGGAUCGGAGAUUUCGAUUAUGCCUUGCUCGGAUGUAAAUGGGGUGAAUGUUAAAUCCGAAGAUAAUGGCUAUAAGUUACCAAUCAGUGGAUAUUUUUCAUCAAGUGCUGAUGAUGGACUUAUUAAUGACAAGGCAUUGGUUAUGCCAUCCAGUUAUAUUCAGUUAGGCUUCUGUGAGGACCAAACAGUUUGUUUAGAGGAUGAAAAAAAUGAAGGAUUGGUUGCAUGUAAGAACAUGAAUUGGCAGUGUGGUGAGGGAGUUACUGAAGCUGUUGACAGAAAGUGUUCUUGGAGUGAUGGAAACAGUACUUUUGUUGAUGAAGACAAGCAGCAGUCAUCUUCAGGUGUUUUAUCAUCUGUGCAUACUCAGAAGCAUGUGAUUUACACUAAGGAUGACAGAGGGGGCAUGACUCUUGGAUCUUCAAGAGCUGAAGUUGAGGGGAUUGCUUGUAGGUUUCCCUUGGAUAGUGCAUAUUUGAAUUUAAAUGCUCCAGAGCAGCAUUUGCCUUUUGCUCAGGCAUCCAAUAUAAGCAACAUGCAGCUUAUUUGUGCUAAGGAUGAAAAACAGGGCAUACCGAUUCAGUCUAAGGCCUUGGGUUCUCAUCUUUCAAUAGUCAGCCCUGAAUCAAUUCAGAGUAAUUCGUCUGGUAGCAAAUCCCAUGUUGAUGAUGAUCCUGAUAUAUGUAUUCUUGAUGAUAUCAGUCAACCUGCAUGCCCAAACCAAUCUUUUGCUACUAGAAAGCCCUUGGUUCCUUUGCAACGCCCUACAUAUAACGAUUCACUUCAUCAUUCUGCAGUAGAAGGCACAAGGGUCAGGGCCAAUGAUGAGCGACUUGUACUUCGAGUUGCAUUGCAGGAUCUUUCUCAAACAAAGUCUGAAGCUCUUCCACCCGAUGGUGUUUUGGCAGUACCUCUUUUGAGACAUCAGCGAAUUGCUUUGUCAUGGAUGGUUCAGAAGGAAACAUCUAGCUUGCACUGUUGUGGAGGAAUUCUUGCAGAUGAUCAGGGGUUGGGAAAGACAGUAUCAACCAUUGCUCUUAUACUCAAGGAACGAGCUCCUUCUCAUCGAGUGGCUGCUGUGGCUGUUAGGAAAGAAGAGUGUGAAACCUUAAAUUUGGAUGAUGAUGAUGAUGAUGGGGUUACUGAGAUUGAUAGAUUGAAGAAAGGUGAUGAUGGUUCUCAAGUUACAUUAAAUCGACGUUCGACAUUGAGCCUGAAUUCUUCUGGGCAAUCCAAGGGAAGGCCAGCUGCUGGAACUCUCAUUGUUUGUCCCACAAGUGUCUUACGGCAGUGGGCUGAUGAGUUGCAUAAUAAGGUAACUACUGAAGCCAAUCUCUCCGUUCUAGUAUACCAUGGAAGCAAUCGAACAAAGGAUCCUUCCGAGCUGGCAAAGUAUGAUGUUGUCAUUACAACAUAUUCAAUUGUCAGCAUGGAGGUCCCAAAGCAGCCUCUGGCCGAUGAAGAUGAUGAAGAGAAACGAAGAAUUGAAGGUGAUGAUGUUCCGCACCUAGGACUUUCAUAUGGUAAGAAAAGGAAAUAUCCUCCCACUUCUGGCAAAAAAGGUUCAAAGAAUAAGAAGGGGAUGGACAGUGCAAUGCUUGAGUCCAUUGCCCGGCCUCUUGCAAAGGUGGGAUGGUUUAGGGUUGUCCUUGACGAAGCCCAGAGCAUCAAGAAUCACAGAACUCAAGUGGCUAGGGCCUGUUGGGGUCUUCGGGCAAAACGCAGGUGGUGCUUGUCUGGUACACCUAUCCAAAAUGCAAUUGAUGAUCUCUAUAGCUAUUUCAGAUUCCUCAGAUAUGAACCUUAUGCCAUCUACAAGCUAUUCUGCUCAGCAAUAAAGGUCCCGAUUCAAAAGAAUCCAAUGAAAGGGUACAGAAAGUUGCAAGCUGUUUUGAAGACAGUAAUGCUUCGUCGCACCAAAGGCACUCUUCUUGACGGGGAACCAAUUAUUAACCUACCACCCAAAGUAGUACAACUGAAAAAAGUGGACUUUACUGAGGAAGAACGUGAUUUCUACACCAGACUAGAAAUUGAUUCACGAGCUCAGUUUAAAGAAUAUGCAGCUGCUGGAACUGUUAAACAAAAUUAUGUUAACAUCUUGUUGAUGCUGUUGCGGCUUCGACAAGCUUGUGAUCAUCCUCUUCUUGUCAAGGGUUUAGAUUCAAGUUCUCUAGGAAGAUCCUCAAUUGAGAUGGCAAAGAAGCUUCCUCGGGAGAAACAAUUAUGCCUUCUCAAUUGUUUAGAAGCAUCUUUGGCAAUCUGUGGCAUAUGCAGUGAUCCACCUGAAGAUGCUGUUGUUUCAGUCUGUGGUCAUGUAUUCUGCAAACAGUGUAUCUGUGAGCAUCUUACUGGUGACGACAAUCAAUGCCCUGCAUCAAACUGCAAAGUUCGCCUGAAUGUGUCUUCAGUGUUUUCUAAAGCCACAUUAAAUAGUUCUCUAUCUGAUGAGCCUGGUCUAGAUUCUUUUGGUUCUGAGCUUGUUGUGGCAGUUAGCUCCUCCUCUGACAAUCGCCCUCAUGAUUCAUCAAAAAUUAGGGCAGCUCUUGAAGUCCUGAAAUCGCUGACUAAACCAAAAGAUUGUUUGUCUACAUGGAAUUUGUCAGAGAAUUCUGUUGAUAGAAAUCUUGCUUCUUGUGAAACCUCAUCUGAUUCUACAGGUUCACUUAAUGAUGGUACUGAUAAUAGACACCCCCCAACUAAGGUUCUUGGGGAGAAAGCCAUAGUGUUUUCACAGUGGACAGGAAUGCUAGAUUUGCUUGAAGCUGGCCUUAAAAAUUCUUCCAUUCAGUACAGGAGACUGGAUGGAACAAUGUCAGUUGUUGCCAGAGAUAAAGCUGUGAAGGAUUUCAAUACCCUUCCGGAGGUAUCUGUUAUGAUUAUGUCUCUGAAAGCAGCUAGUCUUGGACUGAAUAUGGUUGCAGCUUGCCAUGUGUUGCUUCUGGACCUCUGGUGGAAUCCUACAACUGAAGAUCAGGCAAUUGAUAGGGCACAUCGUAUUGGGCAAACUCGUAAAGUUACAGUUUUGCGGUUAACUGUAAAAAAUACUGUUGAAGAUCGUAUAUUAGCCCUCCAGCAAAAGAAGAGAGAGAUGGUGGCAUCUGCUUUUGGAGAGGAUGAAAAUGCUGGUCGUCAGACUCGCCUAACAGUGGAUGACUUGAAUUACCUAUUUAUGGUGUGA